ACAACAAAACCACAAUCAAACUUCUUGCAAAAAUGUCGAAAUUCUUUGUGAUCGCUUUAAUCUUUGCCGCCGCCAUCCUUUACUUGGCUGACGCAGCACCCGCUUCCAAUCUUUUGGACGCAAAGGCAACCAUCGAUGCGAUUAUUGCUUCCUACAAUCAACACUAUCCAGGACACUCGGUCGUUCAUCCCUGGGAGGUGGCCUCAGUCAUCGAUGUCCACACAUUCCAUCCCAAUUUACACUUCAAUUAAAUGACAAUGUUUAUACAUUCAUAGUCCUAACAAUCCUGUUGACCACCUAAUGUUGUGUUUUAUGCCUAUUGCAUUUAGUUAUUAAUUAAA
Molecule: messenger RNA, 341 nt
Organism: Drosophila grimshawi
Lineage: Eukaryota; Metazoa; Arthropoda; Insecta; Diptera; Drosophilidae
Exons: 2
Coding region: 33-251 (72 amino acids)
Source: RefSeq, a predicted model, not a curated record